AUGUUGAAGCUGUGCAGACUGAUUAAAGAAAAUCAAGAAGGAAGCAUGGAAGAGGCUGAGACAAGAGAGGAAUCUUCAAAGCAGGACGAAGAAGGAUUCGCACAUAUAAUUAAUUUGAAUAGGGAGAGCCAAGAAGACAGUGACGAUAAAUCGAUAAAUUUAUUCAUUCAAGAAGACGAAUGUGAGAGUAAUGCUGAAAAAGUAAUCGACGAGGAGCGCGAGAAACACACAAAAGAUUUUGAGACCGAAGAGGAGACAACAGCUCUGUUAGUCGAUUGCGAGAUUUGUUCCAAUGGACUAACAGUGAAGGGGGUUCGUUGUGCAGCACACACGCUCCAGCUUGCUGUUGAUGACAGCAUAAAAAACCAUAGAAUGCUUAUCAACAAAGCUCGGAAAGCUGCUGUGCAGUUUAGGGUUGAAAGUGUUUUGAGGAAAGCACGUGCUAUUGGACGUGGACUCGGAACCACUAAACAAUUGCCAAAACCCCCUCUCGACGUUGAUACAAGAUGGCAUUCAACGAUCGACAUGCUUCUUGUUUUAGCGUUGUUCAGGUCCUACGGUUACCUGAUAAAAAAUUGUAAUCUCUCGGAUGAAGAAUGGGACGAGCUAGAGCUGUACAUUCAGUCAUUGAUGCCAGCGAAAAUAGCUACAAAGCUAUUACAAGAAAAGGCGUUGUUAAUGUCUGACUUCACAAACCGUUUCGAAAAUAUGGAAAAGAGGGAAAAAUCCCUUAUCGGAAACGAGAUUUUGCUGGCAUCGAUGUACCUGAAUCCUCGAUUUGCGAUCCUCUUAGAAGGUGAAGGUGAGGAGACAGCGGCUCGCCACUUCCAAAUUCUGCAUAAUCGUCUUGCACGUGAAAGGGGAAUUUGUGAGGAGAAAAGUGUCUACAGCACUUCCAACGAAGUUGACGAUGAAGACGAUUCUGCAGCAGCAGAAAUUGCAAGAAGGGUAGCUCGAAAAUUCCGAGAGAAAAAUGAUCUCUCUAACGGACGUGUCCAAGCCGAUGACCUAAGACUCCAGCUGAAAAAUUUCCAAGAGCAGAUACCUCAGCCGGAGUCUUGUGAUCUCCUGGCGUACUGGAAGGACAAGAAACACACUUGGCCAGAAUUGCAUGAGCUGGCCAUGAUUGUACUUGCUACUCCAGCAACUCAAGUCAGUGUGGAGAGAUUAUUUUCAGGAAUGCGGUACAUUUUCUCCACAUUACGCGGUAACUUAAAGGGUGACAUUUUGGAUGCCAUUCUUCUGAUUCGUUGCAACAGCGACAUUUUUGAUAAAAAUGACUCUGAUGACGACGAUGACGAACAUAUCGAAUCUAAAAAAAUGUUGUAUUCUGUUACAUGA
Messenger RNA from Belonocnema kinseyi, 1341 nucleotides. RefSeq names its product zinc finger BED domain-containing protein 4-like. The transcript has 2 exons. Gene Ontology annotation, molecular function: protein dimerization activity. The record is from RefSeq and is a predicted model, not a curated record. Lineage: Eukaryota; Metazoa; Arthropoda; Insecta; Hymenoptera; Cynipidae. Bases 1 to 1341 code for a protein of 446 amino acids.